Molecule: messenger RNA, 2972 nt
Organism: Python bivittatus (Burmese python)
Lineage: Eukaryota; Metazoa; Chordata; Lepidosauria; Squamata; Pythonidae
Source: RefSeq, a predicted model, not a curated record
AUCGCCCGGGGAGGGACCCGGGCCGUGACAGUCCGUCGACGGUUUCGCGCUUGGGUUGUGAGCGCGGUUGCUCGUGCGGGAUCCGCUACCUCCGGUUUUUCCCGGACCCUAAAACGUUCACGUUGAAAAAAUGGCAGCAAUGGCAGCUGAUGUCCAGCAGAACGUGGUUUCCAGGGUUGCUAGUUUGCCUCUGGUGAGUUCCACCUACGAUAUGGUCUCUUCUGCUUAUAUCAGCACAAAAGAUAAUUAUCCCUAUUUGAAAUCUGUCUGUGAGAUGGCAGAGAAAGGAGUGAAGACUAUUACAGCAGUGGCCCUGACCAGCGCCCUGCCCAUCAUCCAAAAGCUGGAGCCGCAAAUUGCAGUUGCCAAUAGCUAUGCUUGUAUAGGAUUGGACAAAGUUGAAGAAAAACUGCCUAUACUGUAUCAACCAACUGGUAAGGUGGUUGCUAAUGCUGUGGAUGCAGUUGUUGGUGCAAGGGAUGUUGUAACAACCACUGUGACUGGUGCCAAGGAUACAGUUACGCACACCAUUAGUGAAGUUGUUGACAAGACAAAAGGAGUUGUUCUGGACAGCGUGGAGCUAACGAAAUAUGCAGUCCAUGGCAGCAUUAACACAGUUCUGCAUAGUCGGAUGGUGUGCCUGGUGACCACUGGGGUUGAUACUGCACUCAGCAAGUCUGAAACUCUGGUUGAUCAGUACUUUCCACAUACUGAAGAAGAGAUGGAGAAAGAAGCUACCAACAUGGAAGGAUUUGAAAUUGGAGAUGAGAAGCCAAGUUACUAUGUUAGACUAGGAUCGUUGUCUUCAAAAGUCCGAUCACGUGCCUAUCAACAGGCCCUAAAUGCAUUUAGGGAUGCUAAGCUCAGAAGCCAAGAGACAAUUUCUCAGCUCAAUUAUACUGUUAACCUGAUAGAAUAUGCCAGAAAGAAUAUGACUAAUGCUAAUCUGAAACUUCAAGAUGCCCAGCAGAAGUUAUAUAACUCCUGGACAGAAUGGAAGAAAAGCAUUAGCCAAAAUGGUGAGGCUACUUCACACAGUGCUGAGCACAUUGAAUCACGCACUCUAGCAAUUGCACAGAACCUGAGUCAGCAGCUUCAAGCUACCUGCUUCACCCUGGUGUCCAGGAUACAGGGUUUGCCACAGAAUGUUCAAGAUCAGGUUCACCAUGUUGGGGAAAUUGCAGGAGACGUGUACAGAAGCUUCCGGUCAGCCUCUUCUUUCACAGAAGUGUCUGACAACCUUCUUACCUCUAGUAAAGGGCAGUUGAAGAAAAUGAAAGAAUCGCUGGAUGAUGUGAUGGAUUAUCUUGUAAACAACACACCCCUCAACUGGCUGGUAGGUCCCUUUUACCCACAGUUGGCCGGCUCUCAGAAUGCUGAGCACAAAGGUGAAGGGGAGAAAAAGACCAGCCAGGAGGACAAACAGCCUGAACACACCACAGAAUAAAUUGCAGCAGACAGAUGUACACUCAGUGCCCUGACUAACCAGAUGGCUUAGCCAUUAGACCUACAAUGUAAGCUGUUGGGGAGAAUGAUGUGGCAGCAGAACUUAAUGUUGUCCUAUUUCCAUUAAAUUCUUCUCUGUCAAAGAGAACUGUCAUAAGGAAAGAGUGCUGCAUGUCUGAGUUGAGCUGUAUGUCCUUUGCUUAAAGGGACUGUGGGUGCCUUACAACUUCUAAACCUCAGCAGAUUACAUUGGAGACCGUACCUUGUUCAGCUAUCUAGCUAUGAAGCCCCAUCUUGCCUUGGAAACGGAUCCUUGAAAUGAAGUUAUUGCACUUCCAGUAUAUAUCAAAAAGCAAAGCAAAUGACUGAAUUAGAAAAUAACUUUGGAAAAAAUAUAGUAGGGUAAUCAGAAUAUCUUGCCCAGCUUUCUUUGAAAGCUGCAUGUUAUGCCCUUGCAUUCAUACUAUUGCUUAAAUGCAUAUUAAGCCACAUUAUUGUAGUACCAAAAGAGCACUCUGAUCAACUUCACUGCUCUGUUGGAUGAAGUUUAUGAUGAAUAUUUUCCAGAGUUCCUCACAUGCUGUGAACGUUUAUAUUAUUUAAAAUUCUAAGACUUUGUACACUCCACUUUAAAGUACCUUUGAGUAUUGUGCACUCAGUUCAAGAUUCAUGCUGUUUGUACACGGGUAUACAGCCUGUCCUCGGUAGCACUUUGUCUUGUAAUUCUCCAUGUAUGCUCUCAAGUAAUAAAUGCUUCAGCAGCCAAAGUCUGUCUCUUGAAUUGUGUAAGCAAAUGUGGUUACAAAUAUUCUAUACUCUCUGUUGUGAUUCAAUUAUUAUUGAGCUGGGUUGUCUUUUAAAACUGGGUAAAUUUAAACUACUGGUCCCUGAAUCGGCAUUUCAUGCUUUAUGUCUAAAAUAGAUGGGCUCAAUGUUGCUGCCGCAUUUGUUGCCUUCUGUGGCUCCCCGUCCAGCUUUACUAACUACCUGCUGCUGCUUAAGCUUUGCCAUUCCAGCUUUGUCCUGCUUGCUGUUGCUUGGCAGGGCUCUCAAAGGAGGGUUGUGGAGGGUUGUGACUUGGUGGUGAAUUGCCAUAAUUUUUUUUUUUUUUUUUAAGCCAUUGGGUUCCUGUUCAAACACCCUGUAGUCUUGACCAUCCAUCAGACUAACAAGUCGUCACUCUUAUAAUUGAGGAUUCGUGGAUAUGAAAAAUGCUUGUGCCAACCAAAAAUGUUUGUCAUUUGUUUUAUUGUUUGGCUGUAUUGCACUAGUAGUUUCCAAAACUCAGUGUGUUAAUAGUUUUGUCUAAACAUAGAAACAGCCUGCAGAAUGAGAGGUGCCGUGUAGAACUUAAUCCCUAAUGACUAAGACUCCAUCCAAGUUGAUAAAAUGGAAUAAAACAGCAAGGGAGCUGUUUCUAGGCCACAUUUUUAUUCAUCUGGAUUUUCAACAAGUCAUGAGCUAUUCUGUUAUUAAAUUUCCUUCCUAUGGAACUUUUGCACUCCUGAAAUUAUUAAAAAACGAAC